AUGAUCAUCAGCCUCAAUGGGGGACACAGGGGGGAAAUAUAUGGAUCACAGGGACCUAUCCACAACAAAGAUACACUAUCAAGAUCAGAUAGAACUCGUAAAGCUCCUGUGCAUUGGACACACGAUGAAGAAGCAAGAUUCCUCCAGUACCUCCUCACACAUAAGGCCCAGGCUGGGGACACCAUGAGCUUCAAAAAGUCGACCUUUCGAGGAGCUGCUGACGAUAUUGGUCAAGUGUUUCCUAAUCAGCGUGGAGGGGAAAAGACUGCAAAUGUCUGCAAGACAAAGUGGACCAACAUAAGCACAAUCACCAUCAUCCAUUGCCAGCCGCAGCUUACUGCUUUUCAUGGAGUAAUGAGCUUGGAGCAGGAAUUAUGGACGCACAUGGGGACAUUUAGGAGAAAUAUGUCAAGUCCCACUGUGAAACCAUUCAAGACUAAGGGAUUCUCGCACUUCGACACAAUCAACCAGAUCAUGCCCCAUGGGCCAAGCACUGCAAAAGGGAUGCCCCCUCCACUGUAUCUCCAACUCCCGCUGCAAAUAAUACCAUGA
Suillus discolor is the source of this 552-nucleotide messenger RNA. RefSeq lists its product as uncharacterized. Lineage: Eukaryota; Fungi; Basidiomycota; Agaricomycetes; Boletales; Suillaceae. The transcript is spliced from 4 exons. Bases 1 to 552 code for a protein of 183 amino acids. The record is from RefSeq and is a predicted model, not a curated record.